Messenger RNA from Triplophysa dalaica, 2580 nucleotides. RefSeq names its product protein adenylyltransferase FICD. The record is from RefSeq and is a predicted model, not a curated record. The transcript is spliced from 3 exons. The coding region runs from base 170 to 1519 and encodes 449 amino acids. Gene Ontology annotation, molecular function: protein binding. Lineage: Eukaryota; Metazoa; Chordata; Actinopteri; Cypriniformes; Nemacheilidae.
CAUUUUUUGCGGAAGCUGACGUUUCAUACGGCACACAAGCGGUAUAUUCCUUUUCAAUUCCCUUAUUUAUAAUAAAAAUGAAGAUAAUUACAACAAAACCGGUGUUCAAAUAGCAGUCCCAUGCUAGAAUGUCAGCAAUGUGGCCUGAGAAAGCUGGAUUUCUUGAUUGAUGGGAGCAUUGGCAGUGUUGCGUCAUGCCACCAGCAGUCCUCUGCUGUGGGGCUGGACUCCCAUCUUGUUUGCUCUUCUGGGCUCAGUAUUUGUCCUGCUGCUGCCUUUAGCAGGCAUAGAGGAGCAAUGCUGUGCCACCCUGAAGGGCAUUGCUCUCCUGCGAUGCCAGCUGUGGGGGGGUGUCCAGCGACCUACGGUUCACACGACCAGCCUGACGGUCCUGUUCACAGAACUAGAUCUACUUCCACAAAAAGUCAAGCCCAGUAAAGAGAAUCAGUUUGAGGCGAAGACGGCUCUUCAGCAGGCUUUGGAGAUGAAAAAGCAAGGAAAGCGAGAGAAAGCUCACAAACUGCUUGUUCACGCUCUCAAAAUGAACCCGGAAUUUGUGGAAGCGCUCACCGAAUUGGGAACCAUUCUGGAGGAAGAAAAGGACGUCGUCCAAGCAGAUCACCUCUACACCAAAGCUCUCGCCAUCUCGCCUUGCAACGAGAAAGCUUUGGUGAGCAGGGACCGCACUCUUCCCUUAGUAGAGGAAAUAGAUCAGCGGUACUUUGGAAUUAUAGAGGGGAAGGUAAGACGUCUCAUGUCUAUACCGAAGGGAAACUCUGCCUUGCGCCGUGUGAUGGAGGAAACCUACUAUCAUCACAUUUAUCAUACGGUUGCCAUAGAAGGCAACACGCUCACACUGUCAGAGAUUCGCCAUAUUAUAGAAACCAGAUACGCUGUACCGGGUAAGAGCCUUCAAGAACAGAAUGAGGUGAUUGGUGUGGACGCCGCCAUGAAGUACAUCAACACCACCCUUCUUUCCCGUGCCAAGGACAUCACCGUAGAUGAUAUCUUAGAGAUACAUCGGCGGGUUCUAGGCUACGUCGACCCCGUCGAAGCCGGGCGAUUCCGGACUACCCAGGUGUUUGUUGGGCAUCACAUUCCACCUCACCCACAUGACCUAGAUAAACACAUGCAGGAACUGGUGCAGUGGUUGAACUCAGAAGAGACGUUACAUCUACACCCUGUAGAGUUCUCAGCUCUGGCGCACUAUAAACUGGUUUACGUGCAUCCGUUCGUGGAUGGGAAUGGUCGCACAUCUCGACUUCUUAUGAAUUUGAUCCUAAUGCAAGCCAGUUAUCCGCCAAUCACCAUUCGUAAGGAACAGAGGGCAGAGUAUUACACUGCAUUGGAUACAGCCAACGAGGGUGAUGUCCGGCCCUUUAUUAGGUUUAUCGCAAAAUGCACAGAAAUUACACUGGAUACUCUACUCAUAGCCACAACGGAGCACGCAGUUGGGCUGCCUGGUGCUAGCAAUCACGCAUGCCCGGACUGUAAACAAACCAUACCUGCCCACAGCUGAGAAAUUUUAGUUUGUGGGGAAUAAAUCACACCUGUACUUUAUGUGCCAUUUAGGGACCAUGUGGGCUGCAGGAUGAUUCUCUGUUCAUAUCAUCUGUUUAAUGUAUUACUGUUGGUUUUUGAUGAUGUGUAGCCACAUUAAAGACUGUUUUAUCCUCAACUUUAUUGUCCGUUUUAAGUAACAAAUUGAAGGAAAGUUUAAUAGCUGUAAGUGUGAAAAGCCUGGUGAACGGUGUGUAGGACAUACCUUACGCACAACUGCAUUUAUAUUAGUUGUGUAAUUCUAAUUUCUUAAGUAGCUUGCUUUUAUUCAAAAAUCAAAACUUGGAGCGAAAAAUAGCUCUAAAAUCUCUAUUUAGUACGAGUCAUUUUCUGAUAAAUUAUGAAUUUGUGUUCUCGUGGCAUGAUUAUUCAUAUCUAUAUACUGUAGCUUAAGGUACAUAAGAGGAAACGUGACAUUCAGAAUUUUGAUCUGUUUGAAUAAUAGCUAUUUGCGUACUUUGCAAUCAUUACAAUUAUUCUUAUCUCUGAUUUUGUUAUGUAUAAUUGAAUAUCUUACGUUCAUGUAAUUUAAGGAUACAUACUGUAUACAGUCUGCUGCUCUUUAAAAUGUAAUUUAGCGGUUUUAUUGAGUACAAGAAAUAUGUAAGUGUUUGAGGGCAAAUAACAUUUCCUUUUUUUCUGGUUUAAAUAUUGACUAUAACUUUAAAAAGCAACCUUUAGCCCUUUCGUUGCAAUAUAGCAUAGCUAUAAUUUAUUUUGCUAGUUAAAGGCUAUUUCAGUCACAUUUUGGGUAUGGGUCACCAAAUCUGACAAAUAGGUCACUUUCACUUUUAUUGCUUUGUGUAUGGAAUAAAUUAUUGAACAGCUUUGUCUUAUUCACUUUUAGUAUUUAUGUGAUAAUUUCUUCUCGCCUCCUGUAUCCAAACACCACAACUUAAUUCACUUAGAAAGGGAAAGUUCACCCAAACAAAAAAAUGCUGUCAUCAUUCGUUCACCAUCAUGUUCAAAACAUGUAUAUGACUUUUCCUAAGUAUAAAGAUAUUUUGAAAAUUUCUGUGA